GCCUUCAGGCGGAGCCUCAGUGGCCAGAGCGGCCCCAUGGGCUGCGCCCCCAUUGGGUGCGUUGCAGCCGGCGCCCGGCCCCGCCCCGCCCCUUCCCACCGCCCCCUUGGCCGCUGGGGCCACCGUUCAAACCGAUGCAGUCUCUCGGCCGGACGCGGCUGGUGUAGCUCCCGUAGGCCGCGCCGAGAGCCGCUCUCCAGGAACCGCGCCAUUCUCUGCCGCCGAGAGCGGCUGCGGAGCUGCGGGCGCUGCCCGGGGCCGGCGCGCCGACAGCCACCGCGCCGUUACUCAGCAGAACCGGCACCCCUCCCCCGCCGGCCCGGCACUCCACUGGGAAGGUACGGGGUCGUGCGCGCCGCCGCCGAGCGUGCGCCAGCCGCAGACUAGAAGAUGAAUAAUCUUUCCUUUAGUGAACUGUGUUGCCUGUUCUGUUGUCCACCAUGCCCAGGGAAAAUUGCCUCCAAACUGGCAUUCUUACCGCCUGAUCCCACCUACACACUGAUGUGUGAUGAGAGUGGUAGUCACUGGACUUUACAUCUCUCAGAGCGAGCAGACUGGCAGUAUUCUUCUAGAGAAAAAGAUGCCAUUGAGUGCUUUAUGACUAGAACAAGUAAAGGUAACAGGAUUGCCUGUAUGUUUGUGCGCUGCUCACCUAACGCCAAGUAUACCUUGCUCUUCUCGCAUGGAAAUGCUGUUGACCUAGGUCAGAUGAGCAGCUUUUACAUAGGACUGGGUUCACGGAUUAAUUGCAACAUAUUCUCAUAUGAUUAUUCUGGAUAUGGUGCAAGUUCUGGGAAGCCAACAGAAAAGAACCUGUAUGCCGACAUUGAUGCUGCUUGGGUCGCUCUUAGGACGAGGUACGCAAUCCGCCCUGAAAAUGUGAUUAUAUAUGGCCAGAGCAUAGGAACAGUACCAUCUGUGGAUCUUGCUGCUAGGUAUGAAAGUGCUGCUGUAAUUCUUCAUUCUCCAUUGACCUCAGGAAUGAGAGUAGCUUUUCCUGAUACGAAGAAGACCUAUUGCUUUGAUGCAUUCCCAAACAUUGACAAAAUUUCUAAAAUAACAUCUCCUGUGUUAAUAAUCCAUGGGACCGAAGAUGAAGUAAUUGACUUUUCACAUGGCCUAACAUUAUUUGAGCGUUGCCAGAGACCUGUAGAGCCACUGUGGGUAGAAGGAGCAGGCCAUAACGAUGUGGAACUCUAUGGACAAUACCUUGAAAGAUUGAAAAAGUUUGUGUCACAGGAACUGGUGAACUUGUAAAUUUGUUUGUAUAUUUACAUGCUUCUUCAUUUCACUGCGAAACUGCAUGCCUUGAUAAAUACGUAACAAAAAAACAGAAGGUUGUAUUUUCAGAUCAUCUUGGUUGCCUUCAUUAAAUGUACAGGUAAUGAUUUGUCAACGUAAUUAAUGAAGGUUUUAAUACCAGUAUUAUAAACUGGAAUUGCUUAAUCAUGCAGUCAAGCUUGGCAGUUCAUGUUAUGUUGUGUGAGAUUUCUUUUUUUUCUUCUUAGAAAAAAAAAUUUAAAAUCACAAGUACUGUAUGAAAUUUUAAGUAUAUAAAAUCAAAUGCUGUAAGAGUGUUGCCAAAUGCUUUAGCAUAUCAAAAACAAGUUUAUAAGUAUUUUUUAAACAUCUCAAAAUGUACUGUGACUUAUUCUGUUGCACAGCUGUAAAUUAAAAGACAGAGUUCUAGGCAGUUCUGUAAAAUUACAAAAGCCAUGAAAUUUGAGAAAAUACUAAUGUAUGUAAUAAAAAUAGACAGUCACUGGAAAUGACCCAUGCCCUGUUAUAGGGGGAAAGGGUCAAAAGAGAUCUCUUUCCAUGUUUCUCAUAUCUUUUGAGAUAAGUUUUACUUUAGUUGCUUGGUUCUUGUCUUGUCCCUUACCUUUCAGGUCAAACAAAUUUACCCACUUCAUAUUCUCAGCAGCCCUAAGCUUGCCAAAAUAAUGCCACAAGUUAUCUUUGUUGUAAUGUAAAUGUAAUUCACAUGACUGCUACUGAAGCCACUAAGUACUUUAUUGAAAACAGUAAGAUUCUGUGAGCCGAAAAGGCUUUGUGGACAACAGAGUUUAAAUAUUGAUUGUGUAGAGUUGCAAUAUUUCAUUGGAAAGAAUGGGGAACUUUAUCCAAUUUUGUAAUAGACCACUUACAAGUUUGCAGUUGUCUGAUCAGUCUUACUUUUUGAUGUUUAGUGUAAAAGCUUAUAGUUUUUUGAGUAUUACAUGAAAAUUUUACUAAUCACUCAUGAAUGGGGUGGGAGGAGGGGAUAGAAGAGGACGUUGACGUUUUUCUAUUAACUCAUAGUAAAAUAAACUUUGUAAGUUGCCUUUCCCUUGAAUGCAUUUUGUUUUAAUAAAACUAUGAAAAAUAAACCUGAUUAUAUGUAGCCUAUUUGUAAACAAAGUGAUAUUCCAACAAUACACACUGUGCUUCUAAUUUGAAGGCCUUACAUAGUUUAAUUGUUCUGCUUUGUUUCUGUGAUUGAGACUAUUGUAUACUUAAAUGUUGCUUCAAGUAUUGUGAAAACAUUGGUUAAGAUGUGGUGAUUAACAGUAAAUGGUAUUCCACACA
Molecule: messenger RNA, 2568 nt
Organism: Calypte anna (Anna's hummingbird)
Lineage: Eukaryota; Metazoa; Chordata; Aves; Apodiformes; Trochilidae
Gene: ABHD17B
Product: abhydrolase domain containing 17B
Exons: 4
Coding region: 391-1257 (288 amino acids)
Biological process (GO): protein depalmitoylation
Cellular component (GO): endosome membrane; plasma membrane
Molecular function (GO): palmitoyl-(protein) hydrolase activity
Source: RefSeq, a predicted model, not a curated record